AUGCUUCUUUAUUUCUUUCUUCCAUUUGAUUUCUUCCUUCCUUUCUUUCUUCAAUUUGGUUUCUUUCUUUCUUUCGUUUCAUUUUCAGUUUCAUCUUUGUACUUUCUUUCUGUGAUAGCAUUAUAUGUUUCUUAUAUUUUUCCUUCUAUGUUCUUUUCUCCUGCCUUCUUUCCUAUUUUCUUGUUUUUAUUUUUGUUUUCUUCAUUUUAUCUUAUUUCUUUUACAUUUUUGUUUAUUCUUUCAUUUCUUCCUUCCUUUCAUCCUGUUUUAUUUAUUUAUAUUUCUUUCUUUGCUAAUUUAAUUCUUUGUUUGUGUCUUUCCAUCAAGCACUUAAGUCCAUUAUUUCUUCCUUCAAUUCGUUUCCCAUCUUUUAUGUCCUUUGGUUCCUUCGCAUCCUUUCCCUAUUUCCUCUUAUGUUACUUCAUUUCUUUUCAUAAUACCGCCGCAAUGGCCUCUCUCAUAUCUCAAUCUAAGAUGCAAAAGCAACGACCACCGCUUCAUAUAUCACAAAAAUACCACUAA
Molecule: messenger RNA, 522 nt
Organism: Acanthosepion pharaonis
Lineage: Eukaryota; Metazoa; Mollusca; Cephalopoda; Sepiida; Sepiidae
Source: the annotation of a GenBank genome assembly